Molecule: messenger RNA, 1805 nt
Organism: Fusarium oxysporum Fo47
Lineage: Eukaryota; Fungi; Ascomycota; Sordariomycetes; Hypocreales; Nectriaceae
Product: major facilitator superfamily domain-containing protein
Exons: 5
Coding region: 1-1410 (469 amino acids)
Biological process (GO): transmembrane transport
Cellular component (GO): membrane
Molecular function (GO): transmembrane transporter activity
Source: RefSeq, a predicted model, not a curated record
AUGGACACCAAAGACCACAAAGAGGAUGGCAUCAUCGACGACACCUACGCCGAAGGCACUGGUGAGGAAACAAUUCUUGAAGUCGACCAUAUCGCCGAGCGUCAACUCUGUCGCAAGUUCGACGUUCGGCUGAUGCCCGUUCUGGCCAUCAUGUAUCUCAACUUCAAGCCAAACCAGUAUAAUCUCCUGGUAUCAAUCUUCUUCGUGCCCUACGUCAUAUUCGCUCCUCCGACUGCCAUCCUCGGAAAGAAAUACGGUCCUGCGCGAGUCCUCCCAAUUCUCAUGUUUACUUUUGGAUCUAUGACUUUGCUGGCUGCUUGCACCCAGAACUUUGGUGGCAUGUUUGCCCUGCGAUUCUUUCUUGGCAUGGCGGAAUCUGGCUUCUUUCCGCUGGUCAUUUAUUACUUGACUACAUUUUAUCGAAGAGGUGAACUUGCGCGUCGUCUUGCGGUAUUCUACGCUGCGUCAAAUAUCGCGAACGCUUUUAGCGGCCUUCUAUCCUUCGGCGUCUUCCAAAUCGACUCCAAAAUCUUCGUCUGGCGAUAUCUCUUCAUCAUCGAGGGCUCAGCAUCAGUGCUCUUCUCCAUCUUUGCAUUCUGGUACCUCCCUCGCAGCGCAGCGCAAGCCAAGUUUCUCGGCGAAGAAGAAAAAGCGCUGGCUUUUCAUCGCAUGCAAGUCGACUCUUCGUCUGUUGUGCAGGAAAAGUUCAACUUUAAGGAUUCGAUCAAGAUCUUUACGUAUCCGACGACGUAUUGCUUUUUGUUAAUUGAGAUUUGUCUUGGUGUACCGAUUCAAUCGGUUGCACUGUUCAUGCCUCAGAUUAUCCAGCGACUGGGAUAUGGACCUGUCAAGACGAAUCUCUAUACUGUUGCGCCAAAUGUCGGUGGUGCUGUGAUGCUUCUUAUUCUGGCUUUCAGCUCCGAUUUUCUACGCAUUCGCUUCCCGUUCAUCAUGCUCGGAUUCGCCCUCACGUUCAUCGGCUUCAUCAUCUACGCCGCCAUCUCUGACGUCCAAGCUCAAUUACAAUUGGCAUACUAUGCAUGCUUCAUGAUGGUCUGGGGAACAUCUGCUCCCUCCGUUCUCUUAUCGACAUGGUACAACAAUAAUGUCGCGCACGAGGGCCGUCGCGUAGUUCUCACGUCAGUCGGCGUCCCCCUCGCCAAUCUCAUGGGCCUCGUAUCAAGCAACAUCUUCCGCGAGAACGAAAAGCCUAAGUACCCCACAGCUCUUAUCACGACUGCUUGUUUCGGUGCAUGUGGAUGCCUCAUUGCGGGUCUGCUUGGUGGGUAUAUGGUGCUUGAUAACAUGCGGCGGAAUCGUAGGGCGGGGAGGAAGACGACGGCUGCUGAUGUACCGACGAAGCGUCUGCGCGACGGGCCAGCAGUUCCCGAGUUUCGCUGGUUUUUGUGAGGGAGAUGGUGCUGUAAGGGGGGAAGAUCAGCACCCCGCAGCGGGUUUGGGAGAAGCGGGGAAAAUAACGCACUGUGUUGUGUCUGCAAUGUACUACGUUACCUUUGAACUGACGAUCCUGGUAUUGGAGAUAACGAUAAACAAAGGAGACCAGAAUUGAGGCCGAGAGAUAUCCCAAGUGUUACAGCAGUUAUCAGUAUUCUUUGUCCGUCUGUCCGUAUCAUUUCGAUCAUCAUCACCGCCAUCAUGUACUCUCCCAAAGUAGGCGACAGCAUCGACUCGCUCGACACCCCCUCCAUGAUCGUCGACCUGGACGUUAUGGAGGCCAACAUCAAGAAACUCAUGGACCGACUACUUCCAACUGGGUGCAACAUUCGACCUCAUCUCAAGACGAG